Rangifer tarandus platyrhynchus (Svalbard reindeer) is the source of this 627-nucleotide messenger RNA. The record is from the annotation of a GenBank genome assembly. NCBI's taxonomy places the organism in Eukaryota, Metazoa, Chordata, Mammalia, Artiodactyla, Cervidae.
AUGUGGAUUUGUCCUCUUAGAGGCGCAGACAAAUACAUGGUCACCACAGUACUCAAAUACGUGUCCUUCAAUGAGUCCCUGUGGAGCAGAACUAAAUGCAGCUGGCUCGUCAGCACCCUCGAAGCAGGUCCUAGCUACAGAGCAUCGCUCAGCCAGCAGUUGUUGAUUAAACUAUGUGAACUGUCUGCCAAUUGGCAUCUGAGCCAGCUGUGCGGCAAAGGCAUCAGCGAGCCACCUCGACUGACCCUCAGGGCAGCUGACGAGGGAGACAGCAGAGAGCAGAGGCUGUGGUUGUCCCCCCGGGAAGGGCCAGGAGUGGUACUUGGAGUGACACAGAGGGAGGAGCUGGACCACGUCCUUCUUCCCUCGGGGCUGACCCUACAGAAGGAGGCUGAGCCAAGGUCGUCAGAAAGCCAGGGAAGGUUAGCGAGGGAUCAAUGUGAUUCGGGCCGCAGGAGAGGAAAAGAUGAGCCUGCCCGCCCGCCUGCUGCCUGGAUGCGGAGGCUGAGGGCCGGAGCACGGAAGGCCGCUUGCUGCGCAGUCGGGGUGCCGGGCGCCCGGGAUGAGCUCACGCCCGCGAGUGCGGCUCGGUCCACCUGCCGACCUGCCGGCGGCCCCCUGAGCUGA